AAACAUCAGAUGGACCCGGCCAAACGUGAAAAAGCUUAUUAAUUUGCCAUUGAAGGAUCGCGAGAUUCCUUGGGAUCAAAACAUCACUCAUCUGCCAUCUACCUAUAUGACCCAAGUUGCUAGGCUGUGGACCUCCAGGGAUAGCUGAAGACCAGAAACGACCAUUCAGCAGCCGAGAGUCCUAUCAGAAUUGAGGAUAGCGCUAGCACGAUCACUUACGAAAACCAUCACGACCCUCUGACGAUAUCACCCGGCAAUCUGACAUGACACAGUCUGAAGUCUAUAAUCAAUUAUCGAGCCUAUUGGUCCCGACUUCGGCGUCGCACUCGAGACACAGGACAACAUCAGAGAUCUCAGAUGGGCUCAAAAGGAUAAGAAGGCUGAUUUUAACGGAGGGAAUACCUUAUGAGGAUGGCAAAGCCUCACUUCGUCCUGCUAUCUGGAAGUUGAUGCUGAGGAUUGACUCCCUCCAUGCUGAAGAUUACUUAAGAUAUGUUGCGAUGGGUCCAUCGGAAGUCAGCACAAAGAUCAAGAACGAUACAUUCAGGACGCUGGCUACGGAUACUCAGUUCAAAGGCAAAGUCAAGGAGGACAUGUUAAUCAGGCUACUCGAGGCCUUCGUAUGGAAGAAUCAUGGAUCUGAACGUGAUGGACUGCCGUUCACCUACGUUCAAGGCAUGAACGUCCUUUCCGCUCCUUUUCUCUAUACCAUGCCAUCUCAAUUAGAAGCGUUUGCAUGCUUCUCCACAUUCAUCGAGAAGUGUUGUCCGCUAUACGUGCAACCGACACUGACAGGUGUCCAUCGAGGGCUCAAGCUACUUGACCGAUGCCUCAAGAUUGUAGAUACCGAGCUGUACGAUCACCUACGAAGCAAAAACCUUUCUGCUGAACUGUACGCUUUUCCGUCCGUCAUGACGUUGUGCGCCUGUACACCGCCGCUAGACGCUGUUCUCCGCCUGUGGGACACCCGUUCACCGUCUCGCAGCUUCCUCCUCGCGUUCGGCGUCCAUCUCAACAUACUUUGCGUCAUUGCUCAGCUCAUUUUGAUGAAGAAUGAGCUCAUGGAAUCACCAUCGCCCAUGAAAAUCCUCCGAACAUUUCCUCCGCUAGACGUUAAACGAGUGAUCGACAUCACCCUUGUUCUCGUCGGCGAGAUACCUGAGGAACUAUAUCGCGAGCUUGUGGCUCAUCCGUUCGCAUCUUGAGCUGGAAAAUCAGUUGGCUACGCAGGCCAGUCAUUGUGCUAUUAGUCUUCCUUGUAUAUGCUGGACAGCACGACAUUUGCAACGACGCACGUUUUUCCAGACUAUAUUUUUAUGCAUACGAAGCACCCCGCAGACCGGGGCACCAUUCUACUCGUUACAAUUCGUUGCGGGUCGUCACAUAGUCGUUAUGAAGAUCUUUCUUUGAUCUUGGCCUGCCC
Kockovaella imperatae is the source of this 1423-nucleotide messenger RNA. Its product is annotated as rab-GTPase-TBC domain-domain-containing protein. Gene Ontology annotation, molecular function: GTPase activator activity. The record is from RefSeq and is a predicted model, not a curated record. NCBI's taxonomy places the organism in Eukaryota, Fungi, Basidiomycota, Tremellomycetes, Tremellales, Cuniculitremaceae. Gene Ontology annotation, biological process: activation of GTPase activity. Bases 264 to 1205 code for a protein of 313 amino acids. The transcript is spliced from 9 exons.